GCAAUUUUUGGCACGUCACAGCCGCGUCAUCAUGUCUCCGUGUCUGCUUUUAUCAUCGCGGAAUUAAAUUGAACUACAUUAUCAUACCUUAUCGUCAUCUUUGUAUGUGGACUAUAAAAUUCAGACCGUUCUGAAAUAACAUUAAAGAUGGAACUAUUAAAGUCAGUGUCUUCGAAUACACAGAUAUUGUUCCCUGUGGCUGCUGUUGCUGUUGUUUUAGUAUGCGCAGCUCUCGUAUUUGUGUUCGGAUUUCAUACAGCGGAACAACCGCAAUUUGAUAAGUUACCUUUAGUGGUCGACGAUAGGAAGUCAUCUAACAAGAAAAGAAAAAUCAAGGACAAGAAGUCUUCACCUAACCGUACUGCAAGCGAUGAUGUGAAGACAAAGUCUGAUAGUGCUAAAAAAUCUCCUGCCAAGGAGAAGAAGGAGGAGAAAUCAAAAGAAGCAGAUAAACCUAAGCCUAAAGCAGCUGAGACAAAAACUGUGAAGAAGGAAAUUAAAGAAGAAGCUAAAAAAGGUAAAAAGAAUAAGAAUGUUGCUGAACUUGAGAAGCCAGCUGACUUUGAUGAGGGUGUGUGGGAGGAAGUGCCAAAAAAAAGUGACAAAAAAAAGUUGAGGGGUCCAGAAGAAAAAGAGAAAGAUAAAAAGAAGGACAGUCCUUCAAAAAAAAAUAAAAAGACCAAGGAUGCUGAUAUUGAAGCUGCUCGAAGUGUUGUAGAGGAAGCUCCAGAGGAGACCAUAAAGGUUAUCAGUGCUGAAGGCCCACAAGUCGAUGAAGAAUCAGCUCGUGCAUUGCAAGCGCAAGUAGAGGAGCUACAACGAGUUCUUAAAGAGGCUGAGCGUCGAGAACAAGCAGCAUUGGGUGGUGCCGAAGAAGUUGGUGUGGAAGAGCUGACUGAUGUGAAGGAUCUCAGAAGUAACAAGAAAAAAGAAAAUAAAGAGAAACAAAACAAGAAGAAGGCCAAUGAGUCUGCUGCUGCAACAAAGAGUAAUCCCAAAGCUGACAUAGUGGACAACUCUGAAUCAUCAGAUAAACAAGAAGAUAAACAGAACACACCAGUUUUUGAUGAGCUUGGAGAUUCUUGGACAGAUGCCAAAGCAUCCAAAAAGAAUAAGAAAAAGGCUCGCAAAGAUCAGUGAGAGGUGAGUUGUUCACACAGGGUCCAUGUAGGUGCUCUACCCUGUUACUAGCUCAAUGCUAUUCACACCACUGAAAACGACUACUACUUUGAUCCAUAGGAUACUUUAUAAUAAUAAAUUAUACAUACAAUAAUUUUGUUCAAAUUUUGCAAAGCAUAAUUAAUCAAUUAUUGUAAUAUUUAAAUUACUAGUUGUUUUAUUAUUAUUGUAUUUAAAUAUUUUAUUUCAGGGUCAUAGAUUUACAGGGUGUGAAAGUCUAUAUAAGUAUAUUAGUUUUAAUAACUUUGUUCAUACACAUUCAGGUUAUUUACGUCCAUGUUUUUAGUUGCAUAUUUUAUUUUAUAUCUAGCUCAUGUUGACUUGUUUUCCUAAUAAUUUAAUGAUUGUUUACUAUAAAGCAUAAUAUGUUUUGUUUUGUGUAUGUUAUGAGUCAUAAUUUGUAAUGUGUUCCGAAUUUCACGUGACCUUUGGGAAUCUGCAAUAUUUUGUUAUUAAUUAAAGACUGUCGAACGUUCGUAAUGUUUGUCGAGUUACAUAAUAUUAUUGAUAAGUUGUGUAACAGUAGGUAGCUAACCCGUAGUAGGCAUAAUAUGUAAGGAUUAGGAAUGUAAAUCCAUAAUUAACAUUCAAGAUCUUCUGGUGCUUGUAGUAUAAGUAUCUUGUUUCCUUUCAUUCCAUGUAUGUGCAUUUUUUCCUCAUCCACCUGUGAAAUACCAUUGGUAACUAAAUAAUAUGUAUUUCAUUCCCUUAUAUUGUUUAUUAUACCCUAUAAUUUUUAAUACUCUCUGUUAUGAUUUAUUAUGAUGAAAAUUAUGAGUGAGACCUGAAUUUGGACCAAAAUAAAUUAUGCAGUUUGCUAUAAAAGCUAUAUCACUUGCAAUUAGUGAACAUGUAGUUUCAUUCUAUUAUAUGAAGCAGUCGCCAUUUUUAAAGCAUAUUUAGAUUAUAAUAUAGACAUUUUCCGUCCGAACUGUAAUUGAAUUCAAUGUUCUGUGUGCAUUCCCUGUAACUAAUUUACCUGUUUUUGUUAAAAUUAAUACAUAACAUCUUAUGUUCCAGAAGUGAUAGUAAUAUUGUAGCAUCAUAUUUUCGUCAUCGCAAAAAAGAUGUAAACAUUACUGUAUUAUUGCAGAUUCCUAUUUUGUAUACCUUAGAUAUAAGAAUAAUUAAAGUUUAGGGUAGUGCCGACAUUACUAUAUAAAGAAUAUUUUAAAAUUCUAAAUGUCUCUGAAGAUAAUUUAUUAUCGUAUAAUAAUAGGAUAUGAGUGAGAGCGUUUUUGCUAUCUAGAGGAAAUUAUUAGCUUCGAUACAGAUACGAAUACGAAUGAUAUUUAUUUAUCGGCUGUGCAAUGUUUUUACAUACAUAUAUCAUUAAUAAUAUCUUAACUAUUUAUAUAUUGACGAAAUUAAUUAUAUAUGAUACAUCCUUUGUUACCUAUUUUAUUUAAAUUUACCUAUGAUAAAGACAAUUUUUUUUAAAUAUAUAGUACCAAUAAUCGCUUUAAUUAUGCAACUCACGUGUACAUUCUUGACAUAAUCUUGUGAUAUUUAGUGCGAUAUAAUGUCGUUUUCGUAAUUGAAGAACGAUUGAAUCGAUUCAUAAUGCUGACUAGAAAUAUUCCAUUAUAAAGUUAGUACAGUUUCUUCGUCAUUAUCGCUGUUAUUAAGUGCGAGGUGAGGUAAUUUAAAAUACUUUCAGUUUCCAUUACUUGUGUUCUCUUAUCUAUAAUAUGUCAGUACUUAGGGCCUAAAAUUUUAUAAGAAUUUAUCAUCGUGUGGAUUCUCAUAGAUGAAUUAAAUUCGUAUAUUGAUUAAUAGGUACAUUAGAUGUAAUGUAUAUUUUGGCUUCAUAUUCAUUAGAGUAGUGUGGGAUGGCGGCUACGCCAGUUGCGAGGCGGCGAGCCGGGCUUACGAUGCCAACUUAUAGACAUGUAUCUUGAGAAUGUUAUUUGUUUUUAUAGGCUCUAAAAUAUAAUGAAUGUGUAAUAUAAAUAUUUUUUUAAAAUCAAUAAAGAGUGAUAUUGAUAAA
Molecule: messenger RNA, 3169 nt
Organism: Galleria mellonella (greater wax moth)
Lineage: Eukaryota; Metazoa; Arthropoda; Insecta; Lepidoptera; Pyralidae
Product: microtubule-associated protein 1B
Exons: 5
Coding region: 148-1140 (330 amino acids)
Source: RefSeq, a predicted model, not a curated record